Molecule: messenger RNA, 1455 nt
Organism: Pseudonaja textilis
Lineage: Eukaryota; Metazoa; Chordata; Lepidosauria; Squamata; Elapidae
Source: RefSeq, a predicted model, not a curated record
AUGGCUGCGGAAGCGUCUUUCAAGACUCCUCCUAGUAAACUAGAAGGAACAAGAAGGAAAUCUGGACAAAAUACUUCAUCUACGCUAUCUAUUCCAGCUUCUCCCUUCAUGAAAAAACUGGGAUAUGGAACCGGUGUCAAUGUUUACCUUAUGAAACGGUCUCCCAGAGGGAUCUCUUGCUCUCCCUGGGCUGUGAAAAAAAUAAAUACCAAAUGUAAUUCCACCCAGCAAAGUAUUUAUCAAAAGAGACUGAACGAAGAAGCUAAUAUUCUACAAAACCUUCAGCACCCAAACAUUGUGGGGUUUCGUGCAUUUGCUGAAGCCAAGGAUGGAAGUAUGUGUCUUGCUAUGGAAUAUGGUGGGGAGAAGUCCCUGAAUGACUUGAUUGAAGAAAGAAAUGAAAAACACAAGAAACCUUUUCCAGCUGCCACCAUUCUCAAAGUUGCACUGCACAUGGCAAGAGGCUUGAAGUAUCUUCACAAUGACAAGAAAUUGCUUCAUGGUGACAUAAAAUCUUCUAAUGUUGUCAUUAAAGGUGACUUUGAAUCAAUAAAGAUUUGUGAUGUGGGUGUGUCCUUGCCUCUAGAUGAAAAUAUGAUGGUGAGUGAUCCAGAAGCUGAGUACAUUGGCACUGAGCCCUGGAAACCCAAAGAAGCUCUAGAAAAAGAUGGCAUUAUCACUGAUAAAGCUGACAUCUUUUCAUUUGGGCUGACUUUGUGGGAGAUGAUGACACUUUCCAUACCUCACGUUAAUCUGCUUGGAGAGGAUGAUGAUGAUGCUCUUUUUGAUGAAGCUGACUUUGAUGAUGAUGCCUAUUAUGCAGUGCUUGGAACUCGGCCACCACUCAAUAUGGAAGAGCUGGGCCCUUCAUAUCAAAGAGUUGUUGAGCUUUUCUCCUUGUGUACUAUGGAAGAUCCAAGAAACCGUCCUGCAGCAGCACAAAUUUUGGAUGUUUUGGAGUCACAAGAGUUCAUACAAUAGCCAACCCAAAUUGACUCCUGCAUCAUAUGGCAGCUUCUCUGUUCUCUUCUAGAAAUGUUUCUAGGUGCUAACAUAGUUAUAUUACCUGAAAAUGUUCAAUACAUUUCUAGUUCAAAUGUAUUUAAGAUUAAGUGGCCAUUUUAAACUAUUUAAAAUUGCCACUCUUUUUUUAGGUCAGGUAAAUUAUUUGAAACAGUACGUUUUGUUUUCUUAUUGGUAAGCUGAUGUGAGAACAUGUAGAUGAGGAUGACUAAUUCAGUGUUAAAAUAAAUGGUUUAGUUGGAAGUGACCAAGUCCUCCAACUUCCGUUGUAUUCUAGGCACGUUACUUCAGCUGAAUGUGACUCAGACCUAGUAUUCAUCAUAAUUCAUAAUAAUGAGAAUUUGCAGUUCAUUCAGAAAAUGGCUACACAUGUUGUAAAGGUCAUUUUUCCCCAAUUUUCAGCAAUAAAUAACUGCUUUUGAAGGAUGUUAC